This is a messenger RNA of Psammomys obesus (fat sand rat), 778 nucleotides long. RefSeq lists its product as uncharacterized. Bases 26 to 727 code for a protein of 233 amino acids. Gene Ontology annotation, cellular component: plasma membrane; bicellular tight junction. The record is from RefSeq and is a predicted model, not a curated record. Gene Ontology annotation, molecular function: structural molecule activity. Gene Ontology annotation, biological process: bicellular tight junction assembly; cell adhesion. The transcript has 2 exons. Lineage: Eukaryota; Metazoa; Chordata; Mammalia; Rodentia; Muridae.
GAGUGGUGAUAUCGGCAUCCUCCAAAUGGAUCCAGUCAAUGAUGACACUAAAAGAUUUGCUGGAGCAAAGGAGUGGAUCUUCAAGCUGACUGGCUUCUUUUGCAGCCUCCUAUAUGUGGGGUUUGGAAUAAUCCUUGCAAGCAGCAGGCACUGGCGCCUCUGGGAAUUCGAUGAUAAGGUUGUUCAGCUUGUGUAUAUCGGACUCUGGGAAGCUUAUUACCAUCAGGAGUUUAACAUCUCUGGUUCUGUGACCAGAGUUCUGGUGCACAUUCCUGUCAACUCUGACUGGACCAUUUCACCUGAAUUCCAAUGUGCACAGACUCUGAUAUUAUUGGCAAUACUGAUAAAAAUCUUUGUUGUGAUUUUUAGCUCAGCAACAAUUAGGGUUGGCAUUGUCAAAUUUCCAUUCCAUGAGAUUCAAUUACUGUGCUGCAAAUGCUCUGUCUUAAUUCUGAUUGCCAGCAGCCUAUGUAUCAUAACUGCUGUGACCUGGAACUAUGUAGUAGAGUUCUAUGGCAAAACCACCCUUGACUUUCCAUCCACCUUUCCAGUUAAGAAGGCAGACCUGAUAAACAAGCACAGCACUCAUGUGUUCCCAGUGGGUAUUCUGACAACCAUCCUGUCGCUUCUUGGUGCAAUUAUGUUUCUCUUUGAGGUCAAGACAUUGAAAGUACAGAGGAAUCUGUAUGGCCAGUAUGCUUUCAGACAGGCCGAUCAAAAGGUCUGAUAUGAGAGUGUUAGUGUUUACAAAAUGUGUCAGGAGACUCCAUGGCCAAAU